CACCCUCUCGUUCAUCCGCCACCGCGAUGAUCAGUGAGAAACGUGUCCAACGUGUCCCGGGAACCGUGCGAGGCCGACUCCGGCUGUUGACUGGCGCCGUGCUGCUGUCGACGAUCGCGGGAAGUGCAUGGACCGACAAUCCCCUCACAUCCGAGGGACCGAGCUUCACCGCGCCAAUAACAAACGUGACGGUCCCAGUGGGAAGGGAAGCUAUCCUCUCCUGCGUCGUCGCAAACCUUUCUACGUACAAGGUGGCAUGGCUGCGGGUGGACACGCAAACCAUCCUGACGAUAGCCAAUCACGUGAUAACGAAGAAUCACAGAAUCGGCGUCACGCACAGCGAGCACAAAACGUGGCUGCUGCACAUACGCGAUGUCCGCGAGAGCGAUCGAGGGAACUACAUGUGCCAGAUAAACACUGACCCGAUGAAGAGUCAGAUUGGUUAUUUGGAGGUUGUAGUUCCGCCGGAUAUUUUGGAUUAUCCCACGAGUACGGAUAUGGUAGUGAGAGAAGGUAGCAACGUCUCGCUGCGUUGCGAAGCAACAGGGUCGCCGAAGCCAAACAUCACCUGGAGGAGAGAAGACAGCGAGUUGAUUAUCCUCGGGAACAGUCAGGAAGUGCCCACCGUUGACGGAUCAAUCUUCAAUAUCACGAAAGUGAACAGAUUGCAGAUGGGAGCGUAUCUUUGCAUUGCGACCAACGGUGUACCGCCAUCGGUCAGCAAACGAAUUUUGCUUCUUGUACAUUUUACUCCAAUGAUUUGGAUCCAGAAUCAAUUGGUAGGUGCCCAAGAAGGCCAGCAGAUGACGUUAGAGUGUAACUCCGAAGCAUAUCCAAAAUCCAUCAAUUAUUGGACGAGAGACAACAUCAUCAUAACGAACGGGGAGAAGUACGUGCUGUCUUUCUCAGACAAUGUUUACAAAGUGCAUAUGAAGCUCAUGAUACGUUCCGUUGCGAUGAGCGACUACGGCAGCUAUAAAUGCAUAUCUAAAAACUCCCUUGGCGAAACGGACGGCAAUAUCAAGCUCUAUCACAUACCGACGCCCACUACGGAACCAACGACGACGAGCACAAUGCCCGUUCCUACCACCGUAGAAUCAGUGGACAAUACACAGUGGAAAAUACUGCGGCAAAAGCCUGUGCCCAGUCUAGAGCCAAGCUCUAAUGAAAUAACCGACGCAUCUUUGUCGACUGUCGUCAAAAGCGAAGAGACGCGCAACAAACCGAGCCAGGAGGAGAAUGAGGGAGAAAAUGUCAUCGACACGCACAGCCAUAAAAGUGCCGAAGAUGAUGUCAAACAGCGAAGGAUGGACAACACAGCGCAGUCCAUGUCAUCUAAAAGCAGCACGUGGCAUUGCGUGACGCGAGUCAGCGCGGUGAUUUGCAUAAUAGUGCUCUCCGCUCUGUCGUAGUCGUCGCGACAUGGGGAUGAUUGAUUGAAGUCCUUCCAGCUUCAGGAUAAAAUAUUUCCUCAUCCGUGCAAGGGAUCAAUUAAUCGACGAGUUAAGGGUGACUAAUACAGAUUUAUUGGAGGGUCCGCAGAGCUAUAUUGACAGGCAUACGUCGAAUGGGGAGGAUGAUUAUCAUAGUGAGACUAUGAACUUAUCUCGUCUUUGUUAGAUAAAUCAAAUUUUACGAGAAACUCACUUAUACACGGUUGUAAUAAGUUGCGUCGCACACGUUCGGCAUUCAGCUUUUUAUAUUGUUAUACCGGAAUGCACUUAGAUACUUUUGGAAAAAAGCAAAUGAUAUUGCCAACGCGAAGGCUCUUAUUCCCUCCCAGCGUGAAUGUGCAACCUGAAUUAUUUCCAGUCUUCAUAAAUUAUCACGAAAUCUAUCAACGUUGUAAUUUAAAUCAAGUUCAGUAUUAUUAUCAAUAAUUUAAAUUUAUUCGCGGCUUGUGUCAAGUUACUGAGUGACGAGAGAUAUGUAAUUAACGUAAUUGGUGUGGAAAAAUACGCAAUAUUUGCAGUAUAACAUUAACAGACUAUUCAUUCGUCCGGUUUUUACGUAUCGACCGAAUGUUUACCUUUAAUUUCAUCAGAAAUCUUUCCGCUGUUUUGAAAGCGAUUGAUUAUCAUUCCGUCUUCGACGUGUCAAUGAACGUUUCAUCGAAAGGUAUCUGCAAGUACUUUUUAGGAAUGACGACAGCGUGACGACGAUUUUUCUUAUCUGAUUCUGCCUUGAUCAAAUCCUUUUUCCAAUCUUUCUUUCAUCGGUAGAAAUGCUUUCAAAUCGCGCGCAUCGUUAGCGAAACGAGAUCUCCCAAUUUCCUUCAAAGAGGUCGACUGAUUUACCGUUUCAUGUCCGACCGGCUUACCGGGCUUUGAUUCCUGUAUCCGAAUCGUAACGAUAUUGCAAAGAAAAUCAAUCAGAGCAAUAUUUUUUUUACAAAACCUGCAUAUAUAUAUAUAUAUAUAUAUAUAUAUUGUAAAAAAAAAUAUAUAUAUAUAUCUGUAUCUAUUUGUUAUUUAAUUUGCUUAUAUACAUCAAAGCGUUCACUGCAUUUUUAUUUUUCAAAAUUACCAUAAUUUGCAAUUACGAAAAUAUCACAAUUCGAUAUUAAAUGGAGGCAAAAAUUUCUCGUGGGAUUAAAUAUUGCGUUAAAUACACUCAUAGUCGUUUUAUCAUUUAUUCAUACGUUUUCCGAACGUGAGAUAAAAAAUUCAUGGUCUACUCGAUUAAUAAA
Molecule: messenger RNA, 2689 nt
Organism: Linepithema humile (Argentine ant)
Lineage: Eukaryota; Metazoa; Arthropoda; Insecta; Hymenoptera; Formicidae
Product: lachesin-like
Cellular component (GO): neuron projection
Source: RefSeq, a predicted model, not a curated record